This is a messenger RNA of Monosiga brevicollis MX1, 3729 nucleotides long. RefSeq lists its product as uncharacterized. The record is from RefSeq and is a predicted model, not a curated record. The transcript is spliced from 8 exons. The coding region runs from base 1 to 3729 and encodes 1242 amino acids. NCBI's taxonomy places the organism in Eukaryota, Choanoflagellata, Craspedida, Salpingoecidae. Gene Ontology annotation, cellular component: membrane. Gene Ontology annotation, biological process: transmembrane transport; intracellular signal transduction.
AUGGGCAUGGUCCCGUGUGCUAGGGAAGUGUUUAUGAUGGAAGUGGUGGACGUCAUCGGCAUCUUGGCCUGCUAUGUUCUUAUUGCCCUCUUCUACCUGCUGGCAUUUGCCGUGACCAUGUUGCGUAUUGAAGGCAAACUCUUUGGCCACGAGCCGUUGAAACUCAUCCGCGACGAGAUCCCUUGGCUUGACAAGGCAUGGUUUCUGUACACCUACGUGACACUCUUCUCGGUCAAGCUCCUGUUUAUGUUGGGCAUGGCCAUCUUCUUCCUUGUGCGCGACAUCGACCUAUACCGUCAAGCUCGGGCUCGCAACACCGAGGAUCAGGGAAGCCGAGCGCUUUCCGCGGUCUUCUUCGUACUCACCAUUUGUGGCAUGGCAGCGUAUGCCGUAUUUCUUCUGAUUGAAGCUUUUCGACCGGAAAAGAUCAGUGUCGAGGAUAAAAGCGAUGAAAAUGACGCUGAUAACGACCACCUAGCGCAAAUGGGAGCUCGACCAGCAUCUACCCGAUCUGCCUCAUCUUCUUCGUCUGCCUCAUCUUCUUCGUCUGCCUCUUCAAAGGCCUCGGUGGCCGUUUCUACGCGCACGGCUCUUGAACAAACUACAGAUUUCUCUCUCGACCUGAAUAUUCAAGAGACUAUGGUCGAUGAUGAACCAGCCUUGAACUUUAGAGGCGCCGGACCAGCCUUGAACUCGAAGGACACCGAACCAGCCCUGAGUUUCAAGAACGACGAGCCAGCCUUAAACUUGAAGAACGCCGCCCCAGCUCUGCACAAAAAGAAGAAUAAACGCUCAAAGAGCCAGCCCGACGCUCAAGCAAUGCCUCGUCCCUCGCCGAAAGCAGCAUCAUCACCGCUCUUGGCCCAGGGUGCAACCAGAUUCGAGGCGGAGGAAGUGGCAAUGCGACGGCAAGACUCACCACCGCUUGCUCGAAUGCGCGGGCGAGAGGCCGUCUUUGAUGCCGAUCCAAUCCUCGCCCCUCAUUUAGAAAAUGCCCACGACAUGAUGGCGCCUAUGUCGGCCCUGCCGGACGAAGCUGAAUCCGCACCGUCAUCCUUGCUGUUUUCUCCAGCAGCGCCACCGCCGCCGCCUCCUGCUGCCCCCGCUUGGGGUGUGAGUCAAUCGGCACCCAUGGGACGUAUGGCCGCGUUGAAUGAUUCCGAAGACUAUUCUGACGAAGAUGAUAAUGAUUCGUUUUCCAACUCCAAGACCAAUGCCUCUCAGCUUCCUGAUCAAGCUGACGAGUCGAGUAACGAUGACGUACGCGAGAACAAAUGCCGCCUCGUAUUCCAAAAACUCGAGGCAUCAGGAGCGACGGCACUCCUGCCGGAUCAGGCCACAAUAGUGUUGUACCUCACCACUCACCUGCCUGCAGCUCAUCUGGUUUUAACACCGGAUCAUGCCGUGGGCAUUGGAACGUUGGCGGGGCGCAUUGCCCUACCCGCCCUGCUGUUUCUGUCAAUGGCCACGCUGGACUUUGGAAAUGUCAAGUGGCCCUUUCUCGCCGCCAUUGCUCUGGGCAAGAUCAUUGUGGCCUUUUUCGUCUAUGUUAUGUCCCGGAUCUUUGACAAGUCAACACGCGCCAGCAGUGCAGCCGCCAGCUUGCGCGCCAUCUUCGCCACCCAGAGCAAUGACUUUGCCCUCGGGUUGCCCGUGCUACAAGCCCUCUUUCCGCAAGAAAUCGUGCAAUAUCUCUAUCUCGUGGCUCCCAUCUCCCUCAUCAUGAUCAACCCGCUGUGCUUUGUGGGCAUCGAGCUGGGUUUGGCCAAGGCUGGCUUGCGCCAGGAGUCGGGCGCCUCCAGCUGGGUGGCGUUCUUCAAGACACUCCGUAAUCCUGUCGUGUUUUGCACGCUCUUGGGCAUCAUUUUCAAUUUUAUCGUCGGUGGCAACCCGCCCGAUGCCAUGCGCUCCUUCUUGCAAACGCUGGGCAACGCCUUCUCCGCAGGCGCCCUUCUCAAUCUCGGUGCGGGCAUGGCGGGCAAAAUCAAGACGAUCAAGGGCAAGGCUUUGGUGGGACCGCUCCUCCUCGUGGGCGCCAAGACUUUGCUCCUGCCCAUCCUGAACGCAGUCCUCAUUUCGGCCUUUGAAGUGUCCGACGAGGUGGUGGACGGUACUGCCUAUAGCCUACAGCUCUUUGGCUUUCUUUUGGGCACCUUUCCCACAGCCCCCAGCGUGUUUUUGUAUGCCAGCGAGUUCGGCGUGCUUAUCAACGAAGCCACCACGGGGGUGAUCCUCUGCACGGCCAUCUCGGGCCCCCUUACCCUGGUUACGGCCCAGCUGGCCGAGUUGACGAUUUCAGGCACAGCUGAUUAUUUGUCCUUGCUGCAAAACACCUCGGAAAGCAUGGCCAUCGUCUCCAUGGUGGGUGCCAUGUGGCUGCUCAUCAUCUACCUCUAUUUGGGCCAGGUCGGGCCCCUCAACCGCCUCAACGUCGUACUCCUGGCCUGCUUGGCGCUGGUGUACUGCAUCACCGUCCAAACAUGCCGCGUAAACGUGCCGGCUGCCAACUCGAUUGUGCGCUACAUUGUGAUUCAAGCGGCCAUGAUAGCCAUUCGCCUUACUGUAAUGAUGAAUGGUAUCAGCCUUGCCGUCUUGCGCCGCCGCGGCAAGGAUGCCUGCGCACGCAUUCAGCGCCCGCUCCAGAUCAUCUCAGCGGUGGCGACGGCCCUUUUGACAGCUCUGGCUUAUGCCCGGUUGCGGGAUCCUACCAUGCGGCUUCAAGAAGAUACAUGCUGGAUUGUGUUGGACGGCAACACCUGGGCCGCUAUUCUGGAGCUGUUGGUUUCUUGCAUUGAGCUUUGUGCACUCCUGAUAGCCUUUGCCUGGAUGCAAAAGCCGCAAGAAGGGUUUUCUGAAGACCUGAACUACGUGUUGGGUGCCAAACCGUUCAGCAGUGAGCCACCCGUGGUCCUACAGAAUGAGGGCUACGUCGGGGUCAGCAGCGACGGCGACGGCGACGGCGACGGCAACAGCAAUCAUCUGUCCCUCUCACCAACCGCGGGUGAGUAUGUGGACACGGCGACCCUUGACACGCAUUCACAGGAGAACAAAGAGGCGGGCCCACGUGGUAGUGGCACUCUCAGUGAGGACCUCGUGCUGGACUUUGACGAUGACGAGGAGACAGAUCACGACCGAGACGACCUGCAGCUGGAUGCUCGUUAUUUGGCACAGUCCCGGCACCUGAUUUCAUAUCGCGAUCAACUCUUCAUGUUGGUGGAGUCACUCUGCGUGGCGCUGCAUGUCGGAGUGCAGCUUUGGAUGCUCAGCUCUGACUCGCGCGGCGGCACUUUUGCCCAAGUAUGGUCCCUCUCCCGCGUGCAGCGGCGGGUCAUGUUGCCACUCCUUCGAGCCAUACAAAAAUGGCGUGAUGUGCUACGGCGAAAGUUGAACAGCGAUGCCAAGGAGGUGUCCAUCAUGGUUCUUCCUCGUUCGGACUUGGAUCCAGCUAUUUUGGCGGCACUGGAGCGCUUUGAAACAGUCCAACAUGACUUUGAGCGGUCACACGUGCGCAACCGCCGGCACAAGCUGCGCACCUAUCCCAAGGUGUUUUUGGGUUCUGACUUUAUCACCUUUAUCGUACGCAAGGGUCUCGCGGGCGAACGGGAAGAGGCCUUGGCACUGGGUCGGCAGCUCAUGGUGGCAGGCUUGUUCCGCCACGUUCAUAGCGAUCAUUGGCUCGAAGACGACCGCCUCUACUACCGCUUCUGCGAGGAGGCACCACGCCCCUAA